AAUCAGCUUUAUUAAAAUUUCCGCCGGUUAAACACAACUGUUGCAUUCUACUCCGCACGAGAUGCUUAUUGUUUUAGAUACGUCGGAGAGCAUAAAUUAGAUACUUGCUUAUGUUUAUGUUUCCUUGCAGUUGCGAUGUUUGAUUACUGACAGAAGCUGAUCUUAUUGUUAUGCUGAUUGAAACUCGGCAGGAGGAAAAGGUGAAGGGGUUGAAAACUACUGCACCAUAAGGGAAUCCCAUCUCAUCGUAUAGAUUCUGGAUUCAUCAUUUUAGUAAACUCGAUCAAAUCUACCAGAUCUACCAAAGUAUUGUCCGUAAGCUAGAACUUCUUUUUUUUGUUUUUUUUUUUGUUUUUUAAUAAAGAAUCAGCCCGAACAAGAACCCAGAAAUCCCAACCUGACAAGAACAAAGCUUGCCCCAGUUCCAUAGAGAGGGGGCCUUUUCCCAUCAUAACGACAUUAUCUGACAGCGGACGAGCGGCUGCCAAACCACGGGAACGGAAAUCAAUAAUCAACGCCAUCAUCUGAAUUCUGAAGAAGGCUUCCAUCUGCGAGAGGUAGACAAGAUUCAAAUGUGGUUCAGCUUUGCAUGUGAAGGCCAAUUGCCAAUUGAUAACCCUGGAAUAUUAGAGAUGGCGCACGGCGAGAGUAAGAACACGAUUAAUAAUUUGCCAGAUUGUGUAAUGUCAUCUAUACUUGCAUUGUUGACAAUAAAAGAUGCAGUGGAUACUAGCAUGAUAUCCCGUCAGUGGAGGUACUCCUGGAAGCAUCCAAUACUUUCAAGGCCAGAUCUUGAAUUUGACAUUCCAAACAUUUUCGGAACCAAAUUAUGUUGCCAGCUCUUUAAUGAAUUUGGAGAUCAGUAUACAUAGGUUUGGUCAGUAUGAAAGAGAAGCCUUUGUAGGAUGCGUGAAUAAAUUUUUGAAGCUUUACCAUGGUAAGGAGGUUGACUCUUUCAAAGUGUCAUUCCCUUUAGAUGGAGUUUAUGCUGCCGACCUAGAUGAAUGGAUUCAUUUUGCAAUUAGAAAGGGAGCUCAAGUGCUUGAUCUUCAAUUAUUAUGUUGCGGCCUUCUAGAAACAAACAAUUUUUAUGUGUUCCCUCACUGGUUACUCCCAGGAUCUCUAAAGCAUUUGUCAUUGCUAAGGUGUGUUCUAGGACCUCCUCUUGAUUUUGGCACAUUCAAUGAGUUAAGAACUCUUUCUUUGAAUAAUGUUAUCAUAGAUGAAAAAUUUGUGGCACAUCUAUCCUCUGUUUGUUUGUGCCUUAAAAGAUUGACCUUAAAGGAGUGCAGUGUGGGUUCGUGUCUUAUUCUUGGGGCUCCAUUACUUUGUUUGACCGAGUUGAAAGUGCUCCAAUGUAUUGAUUUAGCCAAACUGGAGAUUCACUGCAAAAAUAUUACCUCCUUGGAAUAUGAAGGACUUGCAGAGACUUAUUACAUGAAAACAAAAUGGUUGGCAAGAAUUUUUUGGUCUGAUAGAUCUUUCAAUGAUUCAUCACUUCAUGCACUAACCCAACUUGCCUCGUGUCCUGGGCUAGAGUGUCUUCAUCUGCGGCUUUGGUUUUCGGGGGAAGAAAUACCUGAAAACAUACAAACAUUUACAAACCUCAAGCAACUGCACUUGGAUCUGUUUUCACCGCACUUGAAUGUUUGUGGUGUUCUGAUUAUAAUCAAGGCUGCACCUAUGUUGGAAGAAUUUGUAUUAACGGUACGGGCAUCUAUUCACAACGAGGUGAGAAGUAUCAGGAGGAAGAUGAGCAUUCUUUCUAGAUUCUCACAUCUUUGUUUGAGGAAAGUUAAGAUUCAUGGUUUCCAAGGUAGAUGGUACGAAAUUGAGUUGGCCAUUUGCAUUCUGAAAAUUGCUAAAAAGAUGGAGAUAAUGGUAAUCGAUCCUAUUGGAAAAUACUAUGCCGGUGGUGGUGAAUGGAAGGACAUGAAUGAUUCAAGAUAUUCGUAUGAGGCUGUUGUUCAGGUCAAAGAGGCCGUGGGUGAGGCUAGGGAGGACGGUGAGGCUGUGGAGGUGGAUGAGAAAAAGGCUGAGGCUGUGGAUGAGAUGGGGGACGAGGAUGGUUGGGAAGAAAGAGGUAGGGCAUUUGUCCAAAAAAUUUACGUAAGGUAAUGACUGAUGCUCAAGUUAUAGUUCUGUGAUGACCAUGGGUCAGCUUUUCACAAAAAAAUGCAGCUUAGGCGGAUUGCUUUGACAGAAAGAUAUUACAAAAUAAGUAAUAUACCCAAUUUGCUUUUUAUUUUUAUUUGUUUUCCUCGUGUAAAUGUUACCCUUAUAAUAACUAUAAGGAAUGACAAAAAUUACAUUUUGAAGUUUAAUACCAUUUGAUCUA
Molecule: messenger RNA, 2338 nt
Organism: Rosa chinensis
Lineage: Eukaryota; Viridiplantae; Streptophyta; Magnoliopsida; Rosales; Rosaceae
Exons: 5
Coding region: 847-2118 (423 amino acids)
Source: RefSeq, a predicted model, not a curated record